AUGCUGCGACACAAAAGCACAUCCCGCGCGUCGUCUUACCUUGCCGAAGAUGCUGAAGAGGGUAUCACUGAACGUGUCGAAGAUCCCAGUGACUCUGAGGACACGCAGCCGCGCAAGAAAGUGAGAUGGGAUGGAAACGUUGACACUCCAGACGAAGAGGAGACGGAAGAAUCGUCAACCACUAAUGUGGUUGAGAAGAUCUGCCUGGCGGCCUCUUGUCAAUCUGGGCGUGUUGCAUGCGCAUACUAUGACCCAGUGAGACGCACGGUGUUCAUCUUCGAGGAUACGCCAGAAAAUCAGCACUUCGACUUGACUAAAACAUUCCUUGAGCAAACAUGCCCUGACGUUGUCCUUACGAGCUCAAAAGCAGACGACAACUUCAUGGAUGUAUGCCGAGAUCAUAUGGAUGGCUCGGGAGGCACCUUCCAAGUGCGCCCUCAAAAGGACUUCCUCCCGCUCAAGGGCCGCGACCGCCUGCUCUCUCUUCGUCUUCUCUCGGAACUACCCAUCAUGCAAGGUAGCGAGAGCGACAACCUGUCCGAACUCGGCUCAGCGUCGGAGCCGCGGAACGCGUACGACUUUAUGCGUCGACGCAGGGAGAUUGGAGGAGAUCCGACCCUGCAGAAAUGGAAUGCUUCUGUUCGGCUGGCGAACUUCGCCUCGGUGGAGAGCUCUCCGUUGUGUCUCGGGUCCAUCGGGGCCCUAUUGGACUACCUCGCUCGUACACGCGCUGUUGCUGAGCUCGACGACGAAGGGGUUGGCGGGCUGGAAGUGCUCAACAUCGAACUUUUGCCCCUCCUCGACGUCAUGCAGAUCAACGCGGACGCCCUCUUUUCCCUGCAGAUAUUCGAGGACGAAAACCACGCCUCCAUCCACUCGGACAAGACCAAGGAGGGGCUGUCGCUUUUCGGCAUACUCAACAACACGAAGACUACGCUCGGCCGGGCCCUCAUGCGCGAGUGGUUCCUUCGUCCUUCUAUGUCCUUAGCUAUCAUCAACGCUCGUCAUGAUGCCGUGGAGUGCUUCACACGCGCUGAUAAUAUCAUCACGGCAACGGCCAUGCAUGGGCAUAUACAAGGCACGAAAAACGUACCAAGGAUCAUCACCACUAUGCGAUCAGGCAAAGCAAAGGUGUCGGAUUGGCAAAGCAUUGUCAAGUUCGCCUUUCAUGCGCUGUUGCUACGAGACUCGUGUGCGGAACUCAACUACGCUGGUGGCGUCGAUAUAGUCCGCAAGUUGCUUGAAGUGCUAGAUGUGGCCAGUUUUAGGGAGCUUGGGAAUACUGUGAAUGAGACGAUUGACUGGGAAGAGAGCACGAAUGCCGCGCGCGUUUGCGUUCGACCCCAUAUCGACGAGGAGCUUGACAACCUCAAGCAUAUAUACCACGGGAUCGACGCAGUACUUUCCAAAGUUGCGACACAAAUUUCCGCAACGGUUCCUCUGGAUUACGCUUCGUCGCUGAACGUGGUGUACUUUCCGCAGCUCGGGUUCCUGGUCUGCGUGCCUAUGCAGGACGAAUGGCGGGGCGAUGCGGGGAUCACAGUACUUGACGGAUGGAGCUUUCAGUCGCAAGAAAUGCAAGACAUGGAUAUGCACAUCGGUGACCUGCAUCCAGCCAUCGUAGAUCGUGAGAUAGAGAUCGUGCAAGCCUUACAGGAGAAGGUUUUGGCGUACACUUCACAUAUCGCUCGUGCCUGCGAUAUUUGCGCAGAGCUUGACUGCCUCCUGUCCUUUGCCGCGGCAUCGCGCGACCAAGACUAUCGUAGGCCACAAAUGACAGACCAAAACGUGAUAGACAUCAAACAAGGCCGACAUCCCCUUCAAGAGCUCGUAGUUGAUACAUUUGUGCCGAAUGACGCAUUUCUCUUAGGCGGCUCAGGCAUAGGCGUCGAGACCGAAGUCCACGUUGAAGAAAACAAUAGUGAAGAACUACACGAAGACAGGCACUGUUUGAAGAACAGCAUCAUAGUAUGCACUGGCGCGAAUGCCUGUGGCAAGAUUGCACUGAUACAAUACAUGGCCCAGGUGACUAGCUUUAUUCCCGCGGAGUCCGCGACUUUGGGUGUCGUCGAUAAAAUCUUCACGCGGAUCCAGACACGCGAGUCUGUCUCCAAAGUCCAGUCUGCCUUCAUGAUCGACUUGAACCAGGUCUCGCUUUCUCUGCGCAACUGCACAGCACGCUCCCUGAUCAUACUCGACGAGUUUGGCAAGGGUACUCUUCCUGCAGACGGCUCUGGGCUUUUCUGUGGGGUCUUGAAAUAUCUACUGGAAAGCGGCACCUCCUGUCCGAAGGUCAUCGCUACGACGCACUUUCACGAGAUCUUUCAUAACGACCUUCUGAACCCGCACAAGCUGCCUAUCACCUUCCUACACAUGCAGGUCCUGCUCGCGUCCUCGGGUACCAACGCUGGUGUACUCGGGGAACAUACACUGGAGGGCAGCGAUGACGAGGAUGCGACGCGACUUGCCCCCAGCGACAAGAUCACCUACCUAUACAAAGUAGCGAAUGGGUACUCGCUCCAUUCUCAUGCCAUCACUUGCGCGGAGAUCUUCGGCGUACCUCGGCGAGUGAUUGCCCGAGCCAGAUACGCAAGCGAACUCCUCGCGAAACACGAGCUUUGCCAGCUUCUGGACGAGGCCAUGUCGGACACCGAACGCCAUGAGCUCGAGGAGGCGGAGGAAGUUUGUCGCAAGUUCCUGGCGUGGGAUCUCUCGAGGGAGCGAGACGGCGAGUGCAAAACGUCUUUGAGAGACGAGUUGGUGGAGGUUCUUGGACGAUGUGAUUGA
Trametes versicolor FP-101664 SS1 is the source of this 2787-nucleotide messenger RNA. RefSeq names its product MutS family protein MSH5. The coding region runs from base 1 to 2787 and encodes 928 amino acids. Gene Ontology annotation, biological process: mismatch repair; chiasma assembly. Gene Ontology annotation, cellular component: nucleus. The transcript has 22 exons. Gene Ontology annotation, molecular function: ATP-dependent DNA damage sensor activity; mismatched DNA binding; ATP binding. NCBI's taxonomy places the organism in Eukaryota, Fungi, Basidiomycota, Agaricomycetes, Polyporales, Polyporaceae. The record is from RefSeq and is a predicted model, not a curated record.